AUAAAUUACCAACAGAGCAUUCAAUUUACGUCGCCUAAACGUACUAUGGAUGACAAUUCUAUAAAAAAUACAGCUCAUAAAAAGUCUAAAACUGAAACCCAUAGCAUGCCAAUUAUAAGUAAUCCGUUGCCCAAACUAUCACAACCUAGUUUAGCUACUUUCGCAUCGCAUGUUACGUCAGUAAGUCCCACUCCUUUUAUAAUUUGUUCCAGUAUAUCGCAUUGGCCAGCACUUUCAACAAGGCCCUGGAGCAAUCUCGAUUAUCUUUUGAAUAGAAUCGGAAAAGAACGAAUAGUCCCCGUAGAAAUCGGAGCUAAAUAUACUGACGAAACAUGGACACAAAAAUUAAUAAAUUUUGGCGAUUUCAUUGAAAAAUGGGUUAAAAAUUCCACAAAUGAUGAUGUUGAUAUCGCAUAUUUAGCACAACAUGACUUAUUCGCGCAAGUUCCGCGUUUAAAAGAUGAUAUUGUGGUUCCUGACUAUUGCUUUGUAGAUACCAAACCAUUUAUCGCGAGCAUUGGGGAAGAUGGCGAUUCUA
Molecule: messenger RNA, 538 nt
Organism: Racocetra persica
Lineage: Eukaryota; Fungi; Glomeromycota; Glomeromycetes; Diversisporales; Gigasporaceae
Source: the annotation of a GenBank genome assembly